AUGCAGCUGCUUAGCACUUUCUUCAGAGGCAUCGCGCUGGCAUAUCAGAUGGCUCUAGACACUGCUAGUGAAGGAAACUUCAACACUAGGAAUCCAGAAGAGGCUGUGAGACUUAUUGAGAACUUGACAUCUAGCAAUAGCACCAAAAACACUUAUUUUGAGAGGAGAAAAUCGGCCACCCUAGGAAAGGAGGAGAUGGACGAUAGGAAGUGGAUAAUGGCAGGUAACCGUGGAGGAAAAAAAAAGACUACAAAGAAAAGUGGAAAAUCCACAACAUCUCAUGUUGCUGAAGAGCAUGUGGAAGAGCUAUCAGACGGAAACAAUAGUGAUGAUAUGUGUGACCCCCCUUCUGAGGGAAUGAAGGGCCUAAAAAGAAAGCGUCCAUCUACUGGAGGUGGAGUCUCCAGUAGAACUAGAGCUAGAAAAGCGGUAUCAAAUGGGAAUGAGCCGGUUAGAGAAGAGAGUAAUCCAGUGAGAGGAACGACUGUGGUUUCGCUCUCACUUGAUACCGAAAGUGAAGGCAUGUCUCCAAUUUCCUCCAAAGAAAGACAACCACCACAGCCCCUUGAAAUGUACUUCAAGAACACACAGUACCUGAAGACUUGCAAGAUUCAGACCAAGUGCCGCGUGAAGAACACAGUUGAUGUGAUUAAGGAACUUAAGGAGGAGACAAAACUGGAGGCUAUGAACUUGAGGAUGGGUAAACUUGAGAAGUACCAGCGAGUUUUGAAGAAAAAGGCUAAGAAAAUAGAAGACAAGUUGACUCCUAUUGAAAGCAAGGGAUAUGAGGAUGAGGAAUAUACACAGUGGAAUGAUUUUGAUUAUGGUAGAGAUCAUGGGAAGGAUAGAGACAUGGCUGAGGCAGAGAAGGCUGAGACAGGGAAGAAAAUCAGUGAGGAGUGUGACGAAGAUGAGGAAAACAGUGGGAAAGAUGAGGAAGACGAGGAAAACAGUGAGAAGGGUGACGAAGAGAAAGACCAAGAACCUGAAAAAGACAAAGAAAACAGUGACUCUGUUGAGAAAGGCGAAGAAUACGUGGAGAAAUCAGAUGAAGAAAAUUCUCUGGAGUGUGAGGAAGAUGAGGAAAACAGUGGGAAAGAUGAGGAAGACGAGGAAAACAGUGAGAAGGGUGACGAAGAGAAAGACCAAGAACCUGAAAAAGACAAAGAAAACAGUGACUCUGUUGAGAAAGGCGAAGAAUACGUGGAAGAAUCAGAUGAAGAAAAUUCUCUGACAAUUGAUGAUGAGUCUGAGGCUGAGGAAGAGGUUGAGAAAGAGGGUGAAGAAGAGACUGAGAAAGAGGUUCAAGAAGAGAAAGAGAGUGAGGAAGAGGGUGAGAAAGAGGUUCAAAAAGAGAAAGAGGGUGAGAAAGAGGCUGAGAAUGAGGUUCAAGAAGAGAAAGAGGGUGAGAAAGAAGGUGAGAAAGAGGCUGAGAAAGAGGUUCAAGAAGAGAAAGAGAGUGAGGAAGAGGGUGAGAAAGAGGUUCAAAAAGAGAAAGAGGGUGAGAAAGAGGCUGAGAAUGAGGUUCAAGAAGAGAAAGAGGGUGAGAAAGAAGGUGAGAAAGAGGCUGAGAAAGAGGUUCAAGAAGAGAAAGAGGCUGAGAAAGAAGAAUCCAAGGGAACUCCUACCUCUACCGGAGUAAUAGUCAUUACACCACGUGGUAGAACUAAGGCAGCAGCUGCGAGGAAAGCAAUCUCUAUAUCACCAGAGAUUGUUGUGGUAACAGGGAAAAAAACAGUGAACAAGAAGCCAUGGUAA
Molecule: messenger RNA, 1758 nt
Organism: Brassica oleracea var. oleracea
Lineage: Eukaryota; Viridiplantae; Streptophyta; Magnoliopsida; Brassicales; Brassicaceae
Product: high mobility group nucleosome-binding domain-containing protein 5-like
Exons: 6
Coding region: 1-1758 (585 amino acids)
Source: RefSeq, a predicted model, not a curated record